UUAAUUUGGCGGACGCUAGAACUUUAGAAGGUCUUUCCAUCAUAAAAAAACCCCUUGAAAUUCCUCCUUUCAGACCUUCUUUAGUUUAAUCAAAGAAUUAUGUCGUUAUUCAAAGAUUGAUUAGUGAAGCAUUGUUUAUGUAGGCUACCAUCAUGUUUCAGAUUGGCGAGGAAGAUUUCUCAUUUGGAGAUGACGAGGAUUUUUGGUCAGAAGCCCUAGAAGUUGAAGCUGCAACCACUGCAAGCAACUCCGGCAAAUCGGUUGCCAGUUCCGUGACCCAUGGUGGAAGCCUUGCCGCUGAGAAUCACAACCAGCAGAACCAAACAAGAAGCUCUGCCACGGAGAAAGCCCUGUUGCCAAGAAGCAAGGGUCUCUCAACACAGACACCUGGACAGCAUCUGGCAGGCCUCAGAAAUGCACCAAAUGGCCUUGGGGCUGCCACGACGCUGCAAGUUUCCAGCAAAGGCCUUCCAACAACCCCCGGGAACCAGGCCAAGAGGAAGUUCUCUUUCAAGCAGAAAUCUCCAAGAGGCAAUCCCACUGCACCGUCCGUUGAUGCUGCUGUAGGGGCAAACAAAAGGGCAAAGUAUGAUGAGCAAAGACCAACACCUUUCAACAACACCCAUAAAAUCUCAAAUGAUAAAUCUGGACCGUUGCAAGACCUGAGCAAGAUUGUUCAAAAGCAACCAAGCGUAACUACAGGAAAUCUCCAGCCACCAGCAAACCAGAUUUCAGGAGCUCCAAAGCUCAGGCAGCCCCUAAUCAACUCAAGCAGUUCAACAGUACGGAAGGAUCAACAGAGUGACAACCAGGGAAUAAACCAACAGUUUCUUCAACAGAGAACAAAUAAAACCUUGCUCGACAAGACCAGAGAAUCUCAGACCCAAAAUGGUCCAGUAACUGGAAGGGAUCCGACACUUCAUGCAAGAGCAAACCAAAAUUUCAGGCUUCCAGGACAGCAGCCUGACAUUGCCACAAGCAAACCUGCAACCGAACAUCCAUUCGAGUUCGGAGACAAUUUUGAUGAGGAAAUGGACCUGUCAGAGGACUAUUUUAAUUGGGAUCCAGUAAUUGAGCCAUUGAGUACCACAAGCGCAGUUUUGAGUGAACCCAAGUCAGCUUUCAUAGCUAGUAAUCAUUCAAAACCUUGCCAAGAGAAGAGAGCAUCUCACAGUGUUCAGAACAUCUGCCACAUUUCCAAGCCCAUUUCAAUGCCUUCACCACCUCUGGGCUCUACGCCUGGAUAUUCCAACCCAAGCCUCACCAUGCAAAGUGGCACGUCAAACACACAGGUUAACUCGAAUCAACUAAGACCCAUCUCAACACAGGGAGGCUCUCUGCGAUCCGUAGUUCCACCAAACAAUUCAUCAUCUGGUGCUCCACAAUCUGCACAACUAAACAACUCCCUCAGUUCAACCAGAUUCAACUCUCCACUCGCCACACAAAACCCUCGUCCCAAUUUCCCUCAGACACGAACUCAGCAGUUGCAGGGCAACCCUCCAAGGAUGAACUUUCAACCUCGCACCCCAUCACCCAGCUUCCCUGCCCCUCGACCCGCUACCCAGUACCCAUUGAGAACAAACACCCCCAUGAGGGCUGGUACACCCGGGUACACUUCCCCUUCACCACGUUUCCAGGGUAGGGGAGUCACACAAGGCGUAACAUCCGCUCCGCAGACCCCAAACAUCCGAACGCCCAACACCAACAUUUCAACUCCUCGUCAGUUCGCAACACCCGCCCAAUGUUUCCAAAACUCUUGUACCAAUCGAGGCAGCACGACCCAGGGGGACAGACCCUUUACCACACAUGGUGCCAAACCCCAGAGCAGAGGGACACCCACCCCUCAGACCCCACUCCUAACAUCAAGGGUCGCCCAGUUGUUUCAAACGCCUACUACUAGCAGCUCUGGCCCCACCCGGACAAGAGUGAGGAAGUUUCCAGGACCAGCGGGAGUGUUACCAAAACUGGCACAAGGUCAGAAGCUCAACGACAUCAAGUUACCAUCUCCAGAAAAUGAUCCAGAUAAGCCAAGCACAAGUUCUAAUAAACAGGGGGAGUUGGACAGUUCCCAAGAUGUCGGCGAGACCGAUUUCUCUCACGGUGCUUGGCAGACCAUGAAGACCGACCUGGGCCUGGACGAGGGCGACCCUCGCUCCAUGCUGGCGAGGAACAACAUUGCGCUGGUUCUCAGAAAGGCAAGCCUGAAGCAGCUGACCAAGAACAAAGUGCCCCACCUCUGCGUGAUGAUCAAGGCCGUGGCCUUCGACGCCGACGCCAGCGUGGUCCUGAGGGACCCGUCGGGCGAGAUGCAGGGAACCGUGCACAGGCGUGUGGUUGAGGAGCACCAGUCGGAACUCAAGCCUGGCAGCGUCUUGGUCCUCAGACAGGUUGGUGUUUUGAGUCCCUCGCUACGCAACCACUACCUCAACAUCACCCCAAGCAACCUGAUCCAGAUCUACCCAAGCGAAGCCAUGGGCCUCUCCCAGUCUAGCCAGAGGACUCCCAAAUCACGGUCCCGGCAUCCGUCAACCAGUAAGGAGGGGUUGUCUGCAGAAACCGAGCAAAACACCCCAAAGAGGUCGGAAACCUCGGAGACAAAGAGCAGGCGCCACUCGGGAGGAGUUAAAAACGGCACCCUGGUAGAGGCAUCUCCAGACGAUACCUUCUGCAAGCUGAGGAGGUUUUCCAGUGGAAGCAGACUUGUCGAGGAAGGCAAGCAUGCUGAGGUGAACCAUCGAGCAUCCAGCAGCUCUGACCUCAGGCUUGAUGAGGAGACUACACUUUCCAAUGGAAACCACAGCAUUUCAAGCAGACUGGAGGCCGAGUCUACACAUUUCAGUGUCAGUCAUGGAAUAAAUGAGCCAAAAAGCCCUUUUGCCAAAUCAUGCACUGUUGCCGCCGCUGAUACUCGCAGCACCACAGUCAGAGAAUGCAACUCAAUGUCAUCCUUUUCAAAUGUCCAAAAGAGUGAAGACUUCACGGAGCUUCUGGCAGACAUAGGUGAUGACUUCUUUGAGGACUUCUGAACCCUUCCCUAUCAAGAGAUGUAUUCAGUCACUCAUAAAAAUCCCACAAGUCGAUCACAUGUCAAUCACAUGUCGAUCACAUGCCAAUCACAUGUCGAUCGCAUGCCAAUCACAUGGCAAUCGCAAGUCUAUCACAUGUCAAUGACAUGUCCAUCACAUUCCAAUCACAAGUCCAUCACAUGUCAAUCACAAGUCAGUCAGUCUGAAGUCAAGUGACAAAUGUUACUCCCUUGAGCUGCAAAAAAAAGCAUCCCCUUCUAUCAUUAACCUUCUCCUGUUACUUAUGACCAUACUUGAAAUUUGACGUUUGAUUGAUUUCUGAUGGACUUUAGUUCUCAAAUUAGGUUUUAUUUUUUUGCAAAAUUCUGCAAAAAAAAUAUUCAGUGUGCAUAAAUGCCAAUUAUGUUAUUACAUAUGUAUUAUUUGAUGUCUUUUAUUUUUCCAGUUUAUAAGUGGUUUAUUUGAAAUAUGAAUUCAUAUUAAAACAGUAGUAUGUAGGUAGUGAAAUAUUAAACUACGCAACACAAGACUCCGGCCAUGAAAAAGAAUUCUUGGAAAAUACUUAUUUCUUAAUAUAUGUCCAACUAUUGAAUAAAUCAGGCAUUGCUGAACAUCACAGUGGAUGAUUUACACAGCUUGCAA
Patiria miniata (bat star) is the source of this 3668-nucleotide messenger RNA. Its product is annotated as mucin-5AC-like. Lineage: Eukaryota; Metazoa; Echinodermata; Asteroidea; Valvatida; Asterinidae. Gene Ontology annotation, biological process: recombinational repair. The record is from RefSeq and is a predicted model, not a curated record. The coding region runs from base 153 to 3026 and encodes 957 amino acids. The transcript has 7 exons.